Molecule: messenger RNA, 904 nt
Organism: Poeciliopsis prolifica (blackstripe livebearer)
Lineage: Eukaryota; Metazoa; Chordata; Actinopteri; Cyprinodontiformes; Poeciliidae
Product: gastrula zinc finger protein XlCGF26.1-like
Biological process (GO): central nervous system development; regulation of transcription by RNA polymerase II
Cellular component (GO): nucleus
Molecular function (GO): DNA-binding transcription factor activity, RNA polymerase II-specific; RNA polymerase II cis-regulatory region sequence-specific DNA binding
Source: RefSeq, a predicted model, not a curated record
CACACUGGUGAAAAGCCGUUUUGUGUGACAUGUGGAAAAAGUUUUAGUCAUAAACUGUGUUUAACUCGGCACAUGAGGAUUCACACUGGUGAAAAGCCGUUUUCAUGUGACUGUGGAAAAAGUUUUAGUCAAAAACAGCAUUUAACUCAGCACAUGAGGAUUCACACUGGUGAAAAGCCGUUUUCAUGUGUGAACUGUGGAAAAAGUUUUAGUGAAAAACAGAGUUUAACUAAGCACAUGAGGAUUCACACUGGUGAAAAGCCGUUUUCAUGUCCGUUUUCAUGUGUGAACUGUGGAAAAUGUUUUAGUCAAAAACAGGCAUUAACUCUGCACAUGAGGAUUCACACUGGUGAUAAGCCGUUUUCAUGUGUGAACUGUGGAAAAUGUUUUAGUCAAAAACAGGCAUUAACUCUGCACAUGAGGAUUCACACUGGUGAUAAGCCGUUUUCAUGUGUGAACUGUGGAAAAUGUUUUAGUCAAAAACAGAGUUUAACUAAACACAUGAGGAUUCACACUGGUGAAAAGCCGUUUUCAUGUGUGAACUGUGGAAAAAGUUUUAGUGAAAAACAGAGUUUAACUCAGCACAUGAGGAUUUACACUGGUGAAAAACCAUUUUCAUGUGUGAACUGUGGAAAAAGUUUUAGUCAGAAAACAAAUUUAACUCGGCACAUGAGGAUUCACACUGGUGAAAAGCCGUUUUCAUGUGUGAACUGUGGAAAAAGUUUUAGUCAAAAACAGCAUUUAACUCGGCACAUGAGGAUUCACACUGGUGAAAAGCUGUAGAAGUAUUUUCCAUACUUGUUCUAUGUUGAGGUUCACUAUAGGAUUAAUUUAGUUAACUACUAGAAUUAAGGACUGGAGGGGUUUCAUGUCUAUAAAGCUGAAAAUUGUUGUAUUUGUUAAA